UGAUAUGACACCUGACUGCUAAUGUUGCAUACACACAAGAAACUAAUUUGAUUCAGCAUUUCAUAAUUAAAACACACAAUACAUAGCAUUAUAAUCUAGCACCUAAUGAGUUGAUCGGAAUAAGUACUUAUAAGCUAUGGAAAUUGCUUAUAAAAUAAUUAAUAAGCGUGCGGGCUGAGGUGUCAACCGAUCUAAUCAGGCUUCCCAGGCGGUAUCAAUGAAUAAUAACAGGAUAUGAUAACAUGGCCGUGCAAUCUGACUCUGGCGGGAAGGAUGAUGUGAAGACACAAUUCGUGACUCGAGAGGGGACGUACAGAUUGAUGACAUUGUCCGAGUAUUCGAGGCCUAAUCGUGUGGGGUACACCAGUGGCUCAGGCUCCUCUCACGUUCGAGUGUCUCUCGUUACCUUGCCGCCGGGGCCGGAGGAUGGAGCACCCGGUUCCGACGGACAGGGCUCCGAUGACAGAAUAUGUUUUAACCAUGGGAAGGAGCUUUAUGUUUACGUUUAUAGAGGAAUCAAGAAGGCUGCAGAUCUCACCAAGCCGGUGGACAAAAAGAUAUACAAAGGCACGAACCCAACAUGCCACGACUUCAACACGGUCACAAUGACCUCGGAAACGGUGUCCUUGAUAAUAGGUUUCUCCACCGGUCAGAUACAACUCAUAGAUCCUAUUAAGAAGGAGUUAAGUAAAUUAUAUAAUGAAGAGAGGCUCAUAGACAAGACUCGAGUGACUUGUAUCAAAUGGGUGCCGGGUUCCAGCAACCUGUUUGUGAGCGCACAUGCCUCGGGCCAGUUGUAUGUUUACAACGAGGAACUGGUCUGUGGGGCUGCACCGCACUAUCAGCUGUUCAAGACGGGGGAUGGUUACUCCAUCCACACCUGCAGGACGAAGUCCACUAGGAACCCCUUGUACAGGUGGGUGAUAGGUGCGGAGGGUAGUUGUAUAAACGAGUUCGCGUUCUCGCCGUGCGGCGCCAACCUGGCCGUGGUGUCCCAGGACGGGUUCCUGCGAGUGUUCCACUACGACACUAUGGAGCUGAUCGGCCGAGCCCGGUCUUACUUCGGCGGCUUCCUGUGUGUGUGCUGGUCGCCGGACGGCAAGUACGUCGUGGUGGGCGGCGAGGACGACCUCGUCACCGUGUGGUCCUUCGGCGAGCGACGAGUUGUGGCGCGGGGUCAAGGUCACCGCUCCUGGGUCUCUGUCGUCGCCUUUGACCCCUACGUCGUCGGCUUCGUGGAGGCCGACCGCGACCCCGGCGGCGAGGGCGGCCAGUGCUACAGACUCGGCAGCGUCUCGCAGGACACGCAGCUCUGUCUGUGGGACCUCACCGAGGACGUGCUCCGGCCACCGCCCCGCGCCCGCGCCUCCGCACACCUGUCCCCAAACAGCCAGCACCUGUCGCCGAACGGCGUGCCCGGCACGAAGGCGCCGCGCUGUGGCAAGACCAACAAGAUCGGCCACAAGCACGUCGAGCUGAGCGGCGCCAACACGGCGGGCGAGCCGUCAGGGACGAAGGCGGCCGUCCGCGCCAAGACCAACAACACGCUGGCCUCCAACACGAGCGCGGCGCGUGGCAAGGACGAGGCAUCCGUUUCGCUGGGCGCGCACCUGUCCCAGCGAUUGGCCGGCUUCUCUUUCGGCGAGCGUCGCUCCGAGCACCGUCGGAACUUCAGCCUGGGGAAGCCGGAGCGGCCCGCGGCGCCCCGGACGCCCGCCGCGGACCCGCUGCGACUUAUCGGCUCGCCGGCGUGUCCGCGAUUCGACGAGUGUCCCGUGUUGGAGCCCCUGGUGUGCAAGAAGAUCGCCCACGAGCGACUGACGGCGCUGCUGUUCCGCGCGGAGUGCCUGGUGACGGCGUGCGCGGACGGCGGCGUCAACACGUGGGCGAGACCGCCGCGGCCCGAGCGCCGGCGGGACAGGAGCGACCUCGUGGACUAGCGACCGACCGACUCCCGUCUUUUAUAUACUGUGUAGGACUGACCGGUGAACGGUGACCAGUGUAAAGUGAGCUCCUCGUGGCAGGGAGCGGCUCGGGCUCUGUGGUCGACAUACCCGUUGAAGGAACCUUCAUGUAAUAUAAUGUACACAGCGCGCCGCUCGCGGGUCCACUUUUAGAGCAAUACGUUGAGAUUCGUCGGUCGAUGUGAUCGUAACAAAGACAUUUCCUUUCGGCUCACGUGUAUAUAUAGUACGUAGGUGAAGCGAUCAAAGAUUGCAGUCGCCGCUCCGUUCGACUUCGACCCUAUUACGUUCCGUAUUAGAGUCUAUUUCUGAAUGAGGCGGUCCGAGAGCACUGUGAGCUUUACGAUAUAUGAAAAUUAUUUAUUUGAUUUUAUUAAAUAUAAACGUAGAACCGACGCGAGGCUCGGUUCCGUCGAGCGUGUUGGUCCGCGCCACUUCGCCGGCGACAAAGACAAAGUUGUGGUUCGUGGUCUUAUGUAGUACAAUGCGUUGACAUUACUCUGUUGUUGCUAGUCCGUAUUAUUAGAAAUUCAGUAAUGAAUUGAAUGGUUCGCUGUGGUUGUGUUUGUCGCGGGCGGGGAGCGCGGGGAGGGCGGACGCUAGAUAGAUAUAAUUGAAAGCGUGUGACCAAUGUUUAUGAUCGCGACAAUUUUCAAUUAAAUAUUAUAAUAUAUGUUCAGUGACGCGGUACGAAGAGAGUGAACGAAGCCAGCGUCAGUAAUUCAGUUUGAAAGUAUUAAUUUUUUUAUAUAAAUACAUAUUGGAAUCCACCGGCACAGUACAUAAACAUUGUGUCCGAGCGGUCAGUACACGGAGUCUUCACUCGCUAUCGGAGUCGUAAAACUUUCCUACUGUGUAGAAAUAUUGAAAUCUUUUAUAUUCCGGACGAUGCUUAACGAUCUUUAUUUAUAAUUGAAAUGUUUAGAUGCAUUUAUUCCAUUCUCUUGACAUUUGUUUCGAGAUGUACAGCAGUUUUAUACGCGCCUUAUUGAUUAUCGCCGCUUCUGAAAAGUACUGAUGAAUAUUUAACGUUUAGUUUGUUUACAACGAAUGUAGAUCUAUACACACGUGUCUUAUAGAAGGAAACACCGACUUGCUGCGUCGAAACCCGACAGGAAGGGACGAGACGCUAUGUACAUGUUACUUUGUAUUAGUUCACAUUCACACAGCGUAUGUAUUUAUUUGUGUAAUUCCUUUACACGUUGCCACAUAACAGAUUUAUAAAGUGUUAAAGAUUUUCAACUGUUACUAUAAUUCUACGGGUCGGAGUGUGUUGGACCGAAUGUGAUCUGUGAGCGGACGGGAGGUGUGUCACAGCGAUUGCUAUUUAGAUAAUUUAUUAGAGCGAUCAUUGACAACUCGUCCCGGCACACGUCCCGCCGCUCCGUGAUUGAAGUCUCGGCUAGGUGAUAUUGUAUUGCAUGGCUCAGUUCGAUGUAAACUAUUAGUUCCGAUGAAAGUUACUAGAUGUCGCGUCUUCGCGGCCGAAUUAAUUUAUUGAUGAAGUUUGUUCUGAAAUAGUGAGAUGAUGACGAGCCUACCAAGUUAAUAAAUAGACGAUUCUCUUUAUAUUUAAA
Molecule: messenger RNA, 3541 nt
Organism: Danaus plexippus (monarch butterfly)
Lineage: Eukaryota; Metazoa; Arthropoda; Insecta; Lepidoptera; Nymphalidae
Product: WD repeat-containing protein 20
Exons: 4
Coding region: 243-1940 (565 amino acids)
Molecular function (GO): protein binding
Source: RefSeq, a predicted model, not a curated record